UGCGGCAACAUGAAGACCGGAACCAACGUUUAUGUUCUCCUCGACUCUGAGUUUCUAACGAUAAGGAAAGUCCCUAAUUCGCAAGCACCGACACAAAAUGGUCAACGGAAAGAAUGCCGAGAAACUUGAGCUCUGUCAGGCUGAACCUCAGAGAAGUAGUGGGAGGACAGUUUGUCUGAUAUCAGCAAAUAGUACUCGAUCAUGAAGCAGAAGUGAAAGCUUGUGUCGGGCGUAAUGUCAACUGUACUGCACUGGCGACUUGCUCAUGCUACAGGAAUUUCUUGCAACCUGCUGCUCCUUUUACCGAUGCUGUACCUUCUCUGCGCGCUCUGAACGAUUUUCGGUUCGAAUCUCGGUACCUUCACUUUGCAUGAUGACCACAUUGUGCGUGUUUCAGCAGUUCUCGAGGAAGCGAAUGGCAAUGCAAACAGGAUAAAACAAAAGCGGGAUCUGACAUGUCAGCUUUGAGCUCGAUUCUGUAAUUUGCUGCUCCUCGUAGCCGGUGCAGCUUGUACCGUAGGGUUAACAGUUCUGGGAUUGUUUUCUGAAUGACCGAAGCUAUGGAUUCCGCGGAGCAGCAAGGAGAUGAGAGUAUUGUGUGGGAGAAUCCGGACACUCCAGCAAACGUCGACGAUUAUGUAUUUGUGAAAGGCAAGCGCAUGGUGCGACCUUAUUUUUUUGAAUUCAUAUGCCACGUGAAGAAAAGAUGGGCAGGAAAGACAAUUGUGGAUCUCUUUUCAGGAGAAUUCAGGCAACGACCACGGGAAUAUUAUAUUCAAGCAGUACAGCGCGGCCGUCUUAGAGUUGGCGGGAUGAGAGUAACACCCUUAUAUGUUGUUCGUGAUUCUGAUAAAAUCAGCCACUUCGUACACAGACACGAGCCACCUGUCCUGGCGGAGCCCGUCACAGUAUUGGAAAAAACGGCGGAUGUUAUCACUGUAAUUAAGCCAGCAUCUGUUCCAGUACAUCCAUGUGGUCAAUACCGAAAGAACACUGUUGUUGGUAUUUUGGAGGCAGAACAUAAAACUGGGCAACUGUUCCCUAUACAUAGGUUGGAUCGACUGGUAUCAGGUCUUCUUAUAUUAGCGAGGAAUGCCAAGACGGCAGAUGAAUUUCGACAGGAGAUUGAAGGAGGAAGAGUCCACAAGCAGUAUGUGGCUAAAGUGAAGGGAGUCUUUCCUGCACACGAGGUGGCGCUCCAUGCAGCUGUGACAUAUGAUGCGAGGGAAGGCAUUAGUACUUGUAGAGUUGAGACAACAACUGAGAAAGAUAAUAAAGGCAAGGAGGCGUGCACAAAGUUUCAAAGGCUGAGUACUGAUGGUUUGCACAGCAUUGUUCGCUGCGAACCUGUCACUGGUCGCACUCAUCAGAUCCGAGUUCAUCUACAACAUCUUGGCCACCCCAUUGCAAAUGAUUAUCUUUACCUGCAAGUUCAUCCUCCAAAGCGAACUUUGGAAGAGACCACGGCUGACACAGCUGCCAGAAAAGCCAGAUCUGUCUCAAAUGACCUUUCGAAAGACAACGAUUCCGGAGUAAAUAUAACUGCUUGCAGAAAGAUUCAUAUUACAGAAGAUACUCAUACUCCACUUUACUCAGAAGCGUCAUCAGGUCAUGCCAGGAAGAAGACUGAUCGCCAACUUGAAAAUCAAGGUGUUGGAGGGGGAACGCAGUCGGUCGUGUCCUGUCUAACAGAUCUGGUUUCAGAUUGUCAUUCUGUCGAGCAUACGAGUACUCCUGAUGACCUUGCAGAAUCCAAUUGUGAAGAAGGCAAGAUUAAGACCACUGAAAUUCAUCCUGAGGCUGUAAUGGAGAGUGAUCCUCCUAAGAGCAGUUCACAGCCUUUUGUGCUGGAUCAUUUGUGCACACAUUGUCCCAGUUUGGGACCCUCUGGGUACAAACAAGAUGAUGAAGGAUUGUGGUUGCAUUGUGUUCGUUAUGCCAGCGCUUCUUGGAGUUAUGAAUGUCCUCUUCCAAGUUGGGCUCUGUAGAAUUUCUUGUUAGGCAACGGUUGUACGCCACAGGCUGCUAUCAAACCGAUCAUUUGACUUAUUUGGGUGCUUAGAAGAGUUCAUGAGGAGCACAUCUUUCGCUAGGGGGUCAAAGCGACGAUUAGCGAGCAGUUAUAGCGAGCCUGUUGAUAUACUCUCGAAAAAUGUUUCCCAAAUUCGUAUAAAAUUUUUCUUAUUGCUCGUCC
Marchantia polymorpha subsp. ruderalis is the source of this 2194-nucleotide messenger RNA. NCBI's taxonomy places the organism in Eukaryota, Viridiplantae, Streptophyta, Marchantiopsida, Marchantiales, Marchantiaceae. The record is from the annotation of a GenBank genome assembly.